This is a messenger RNA of Penaeus monodon (black tiger shrimp), 835 nucleotides long. Its product is annotated as nuclear transcription factor Y subunit beta-like. Gene Ontology annotation, cellular component: nucleus. Gene Ontology annotation, biological process: poly(A)+ mRNA export from nucleus. NCBI's taxonomy places the organism in Eukaryota, Metazoa, Arthropoda, Malacostraca, Decapoda, Penaeidae. The record is from RefSeq and is a predicted model, not a curated record.
UUGACCCCCGAUCUCGCCUCAGGAAAAAGAACCAACGGCCAAGUUCGGCAAUGUUUUGUUAGCCUCGAGUUGCCUUUGACUGGAAAAGCCGAAUGGUCGUUUCGUGGCUCGCAAUUGCUCGUUAUAGGGGGGUGAUUAAGACCUAACCAGCCAUGGCCGUGACGGAGGAGGAGUUAGCCAAGCUCAGGGUGGUUGACCUGAAAGCCAAGCUGUCCGAGCUCGGGCUGCCCACGCAAGGUCUGAAGAGUGAGCUUGUGGAACGACUUUAUCAGCACCUGCUUGCCCAGGAAGAGGCUGCCAAUAUGGAAGAAGGCAAAGAUGGAGGGGAGAUGGAUGAGGGAGGCCAAGAGGGAGACCACACAGACCAGCUGGGGCAAGCAGAGAACAGAGAAAUAGGGGAACCACCGCAGGAUCAGAAUGAACUCCUAAGGAAGGCGAGGGAACAAGAAGAGAUGUUGGCCCGUCAGAGACAGUUGGAGGAAGAACGACUGAUGAAGACCUGUAUCGUCUUCAAGAAGGCAGCACUGAAGGAAAAGCAGAGGGAGGAACAUGAGAAACAGGUGCAGCUGCUAAGGCUGCAGAGGGAGGCUCUGAAACAGAAGGAAGAGGAACAUAAAAUACCACCUGCACCAGCAGGUGCUCCAGGCAUUACUGCCCCAAUUCCACGAGCAUCUGCACCCGCACCUGUAACUCCAGUGCCACCAGGGGUAGGAACGGUUCCAGUUCUAGGGCCUCCUGGUGUUAAGGCUUCUGUGGUUGUGCCACCACCUGCAACAUCAUUCACCCCACAUCCUCAGGGGCCAAUCAGUGUUGGUGGUCCUGCUGGAUUCACAGG